Molecule: messenger RNA, 780 nt
Organism: Hyaloscypha bicolor E
Lineage: Eukaryota; Fungi; Ascomycota; Leotiomycetes; Helotiales; Hyaloscyphaceae
Exons: 1
Coding region: 155-436 (93 amino acids)
Source: RefSeq, a predicted model, not a curated record
CGCGUCGUGAUGAUAUUAUUAUUGGGAGUGCGCCUUGCCUACCAAGCCAUGCUCUCCAGCAAGCUAGGAAACCGAGCAGCAAGGCUGGUUCCGUAUUCCCGAAGUUAGCCUAUUGGUUGGUAGAGAAUCAGGGUCAGCGGUGGGAGGCCCUUGCAUGCACGUUCCAAGUCACCCAGGCGUUGGAAUAAAAUUCGCAAAGCCACUUCGAUCAGGCAGCAGGACCUCUUUCUUGAAUCAGCAACAAACCCGUUCUAAAAGGAGCGACGACACUUCAAUCAACUCACUUUGCUUAGUGGUCAUGCUUCUCCUCGGCGAGAGAACCCAUCGAUUUCGGGAUACGGCGGAGGUAAACCCCGACCGUUACGCUGUUCUCUCUCACAAAUGGGCGCACGAUGAGAUCACCCUCCAAGAUCUGAUGUUGCCAAGUAUAAUAUGAAAGGAAGUAUAUCAGAAGAUCGCAGAGACAUGUAACUUGGCUCUCGGGAAGAGUCCGAAGUAUGUUUGGAUUGAUACGUGCUGUAUCGACAAGUUAAGCAGCGCACAACUUAUGGAAACCAUCAGCUCGAUGUUCGAGCUGUAUAAUAAAGCAGCAAACUUCUUCGUGUAUCUUCAAGAUUUUGCCGUAUUUGUGGAAAGAAGUAUUAAAAUUGUAUAAGUGGGACAUAGGGACUGAUCAAUCUAGCUAUUUAUGAGUGGUAUCGCUGUAUAUUCUGGUGCUGCUUGGAAGAGGGACAGAGUUCGGCAAACGCGGAUUGAGCCUGAAUUUAGCGAUUCCUCGCC